Messenger RNA from Caenorhabditis remanei, 300 nucleotides. RefSeq lists its product as uncharacterized. The transcript has a single exon. NCBI's taxonomy places the organism in Eukaryota, Metazoa, Nematoda, Chromadorea, Rhabditida, Rhabditidae. The record is from RefSeq and is a predicted model, not a curated record. The coding region runs from base 1 to 300 and encodes 99 amino acids.
AUGGGGAUAUUUGCCCUCGGACUCCUUAUAAUCCUUGGAUUCCACGUCACCUACAGUACUCAAUGUGAUUGUAACUCAUCAUGUUCGAUAUACACGUCACCAGUUCAAUGUGUCAGAUGUUGUACCCAUUAUGUCAAAAGAUCCCUUCCCCUUCAUCCAGCUCAUCGAAAAAGGCAAUUCCUGUUGGAAAACUCAUUGGAUCAACAUCGAAAAAUCAAACAACCGAUUUGGAGACAAAAAGAGCCAGUGGAAUCGACGUUGCCCCGUUUCAUCCGCCUUCUGUUGAAAAAUCCUAUUUGA